Molecule: messenger RNA, 1182 nt
Organism: Geodia barretti
Lineage: Eukaryota; Metazoa; Porifera; Demospongiae; Tetractinellida; Geodiidae
Source: the annotation of a GenBank genome assembly
UUCGGUUUUUACUCCGGGAUGUCUGGCGAAGAGAAUGCUCCAGCUCUGUCGCAGCUCUUCCUGCGAGGCUGGGAGGCUAGGAGGAAACUGGACGCCUGCGAGCUUACCACCGGAUCCCCGGAACACUCGGUGUGCGUGGCUGAAGGAACGUCAGCGCUAGAAAGAGCGACGGAGCUGGCGAGUCACGCGAGCCUCUUCAGCGACAAUGAAGACUUGGACGAGGUACCAACCUCGAGUCUAAAGUACCUCCUAUUGCCAGAACUCUUGGGAGAAAUGACUCUACAGCAGACCGAGGGAGAGAGAAUGGACACUGUCCUAAAAGCAAGGGUCUAUUUCAUAGACUACUUGAGGAGGUGUAGGUCAUACGGAGUAACGAAAGAGGAUCCGCCACCUUUAACCCCUCUUUCACCGCCCCCCUCAGUGGGUGGGGCUUCCUCCGAACAACCACAGGGGAAGACGUACAACCAGUUGGUUGCCGAGCGAGUGGAGAAGAUACAGAGAUUGAGAGAGAAGAAGGAACUGGAGAGACGGACGGAGGAGCUGUCCACAGCUCUGAAUGAAGGCAGCGGUGGAAGAGAGGAGGAGGGAGGGAGAGAGCAGUGGGUCGCAGUGCUUCAACUCAACCUGUACCGCAGUCGGGAGUUUGUCAAGUCAAUUGACGACGAAAUACAGAUUCUGAGACAUAUUGAAGCUGUCAGGAAGGGGGAGGGGCCUCCUGUUGCUAAGAGACCGGGGGCUAGUGGACAUGGUCCACCGAGACAACCGGAAAAACCGCUCGUCAUCACAAGAGAAAUGUUGAGAGGAGAGGUGUUUGGGGCAGGGUAUCCAAGUCUUCCCACAAUGACUGUCGAAGAGUUCUACGAGCAGAGAUAUGGCGGAGGAGCCGGAGGGGGAGGAGGGAGAGGGGAGUCGGCAGGACGAGAGCGGUGGGCCAGGAAGGGAAGGAGAGGAGGAGGAGGAAGAGGAGGACGAGGAUAGCGAAGAGGCACUGAAGAAGGCCAGAGAAUGGGACGAAUUCAAAGAUGAAAACAGGAGAGGCUGGGGCAAUAAGAAGAACAUGGGAUAAACUAUUGACCUAUAAAUAAUGUGACAGCAGCUAUGACAAUUACAUCAUGAUGUCAUUGAUUGCCUAUUGAAAUCCUAUUGGGUGGCGAUGAUGUCACGACUUGAAAGCCAUCCUCA